AUGUCACAAAUACCAGAACUAAGCAGCUACUUCUACGAUUCCACAUAUAAUCCUGGCGAGAGCUUGGUUUCGUACACUUCCAUAUACGGCAACGACACAGAGGUCAGUUUCAAUGAGCUGCAGAGCAUUGUGAACAAGAGAGUCAAUGAGAGUAUUAUGUUUGGUGUGAGAUGCGGUGCUGCCUGUCUCAUGUUCAUUGUCAUGUGGAUGAUCUCCAAGAAUAAGAAGACACCUCUGUUCAUUAUCAACCAAUGUUCUCUGGUCUUCAUGAUCAUUCAUUCUGGGCUCUAUUUCAAGUAUUUGCUAUCAGACUAUGCUUCGGUCACAUAUUCGCUAACGUACUUCCCACAACUGAUCAAUAGAUCUGAUGUCCAUCUGUAUGGUGCUGCUAGCAUGUUCCAAGCUUUUUUGGUCGGCAGCAUCGAGUUAUCACUGGUUUUCCAAAUCAAAGUUUUGUUUCAAAGCGACACAUACAACAAGAGAUUGGGUCAAGUCGUUUUAGGUAUCGGUGCUGCUCUCGGGUUGACUACUUUCGCAAUGUAUUUAGUGACUGCAAUUAAAGGUAUGGUAGCCUUAUAUGCAGACACUUCCGACAUGGAACAGUACUUCUUCAACGUCUCUACAAUUUUAUUUGCUUCUUCCUUAAAUUUCUUGACAUGUUUGCUAGUGUUGAAGCUUGCGCUAGUGGUAAGAACAAGAAGAUACUUGGGUCUCAGGCAAUUCGAUAGCUUCCACGUGUUGUUGAUAAUGGCAUUCCAAACUUUACUAAUACCAUCCAUUUUGUUCAUCAUUGCCUAUAGUAUCAAUGCUUCCAACGAUGUCGAUGAAUUGAUCAUUAUCGGUGGGUUGCUCGUUGUUCUAUCACUGCCGCUAUCUUCCAUGUGGGCUUCUUCGAUAAACAAUAGCGUCAGACCAACUUCAUUGAAUACAUCUUUAUCUCCACAAACAACAUGGUCAUCAGAUGAGAAAAGUAUCUACUCAGACCAAAUGGAACCAGAUAUCAAAACUAAAAUUACAAAUAAAGUUGGGGGAUUCUUACCAUUUGAAAAAACAGGAAUGGUCUCGACACCAACAGAAAGUACAAUAUCCAUGCAAACGGAUAUCGAGAAAGCCAGUACUAUCGACUAUAGCAAGUAA
Tetrapisispora phaffii CBS 4417 is the source of this 1137-nucleotide messenger RNA. RefSeq names its product alpha-factor pheromone receptor STE2 (gene STE2). Bases 1 to 1137 code for a protein of 378 amino acids. The record is from RefSeq and is a predicted model, not a curated record. Gene Ontology annotation, cellular component: G protein-coupled receptor homodimeric complex; membrane. Lineage: Eukaryota; Fungi; Ascomycota; Saccharomycetes; Saccharomycetales; Saccharomycetaceae. The transcript has a single exon. Gene Ontology annotation, biological process: G protein-coupled receptor signaling pathway. Gene Ontology annotation, molecular function: mating-type factor pheromone receptor activity; pheromone binding.